Molecule: messenger RNA, 7434 nt
Organism: Mixia osmundae IAM 14324
Lineage: Eukaryota; Fungi; Basidiomycota; Mixiomycetes; Mixiales; Mixiaceae
Exons: 6
Coding region: 1-7434 (2477 amino acids)
Source: RefSeq, a predicted model, not a curated record
AUGGCGGAACUCCUACUCUACAUGGGCGAGCCCCAAGGCGAUGAAGGUGGCCUGUCAGUGGUCCGCUUUGGUCAGCCGGUCAAUGUCUCUCGCAUCGUUCUGCAACCUACAACGAGCAAUCGGAGCGCGGCUUACCCCAUAGGAACGAUCAUCGUCUGCUUCCAUCUUCUCGCAAGCUCAGAGUCCGGUCGAUACAUCAAGCUCAGACCGGUACAGCACACGACAGCCGAACUCAAGUAUGAUCUCAGAUCAGGUCCACAAGCUUUUCCGACCAUGCUCCCAUUGACCUCUUGGGGUCUCUUGCUGCUCCUGCACGGUGACACGCGAGGCUUAGAGAUUCUCGUCUACGGUCGUAAGCGCGAGAUAUCACCCGUCAUGCCCGCGCCAUCGUCCGGUUCGCGAGCAAGCUCGAGAGCAGACAGCCAGUCCCGGUCUCCUGAGCUUGAAGACCGCCCAAGACAAAAGCCCGUCGAGCUACUGUAUGAUGUCGAAUCAGCACUCACGAUCGUCAAGAGACUCGAACGUCAGCUCAUGGCAGAAGUACACCAGAUACAAAUGAGUGCAUCUCAAGCUGAUCCGUCAACCUCAUCAAGUGUGCCCUCUGCUUCUUCAUCUCAGCCUGGUCCCUUUGAUAGCCAGUUGUGUGGAGGAGGUCCGCAACCGUAUCACAACGCAGCAAAAUCAAGUAAUUUCAUGCGCAAGCCAUCGCCGGAGCUGCAAACCUCUGCUCGCUCAAGCUAUCGAGAGCCCGCCGCACGAGAACCCCCGUCUGCCGUUACGACCCGCUCGCGCACGCCAUCGGACGGUGCACCCUCACCUUUGCCUCAGUGCACCAGUCCAAGUCGUGCAGAUUCGAGCGCUGCGCCGCCGCCUCUGCCACAAGCCAGAGCGUCUUACGAGCGUCGCAAAUCCGCGAGCAUGCAAGUCGAUGGCCCCGCUUCGUCUGCUUCGCCUACUUCCGAUCCCAGGCGACCUCGGCCUCGUCCCAAAGCAGCCUCGACCGAAACAGACAUAUGUCCGCCGCCGGUUUCGCCACAGACUGACGCCAAGAUACCUGUCUCGGGCCUUUCUCAGCAUUGGCACGCUUCGCGAUCACCUACAAGAAUGUCCUCGGAUACUUCGGCAACCCCUCAAAGCAUUUUGUCGACGCCGCUCGGCAGUCUGGGUACACCACAGGAUAGUCAGGCAACGUCUUGCGAUCACUUGCCUACGCCUCGAGAAAAUCAAACCACGCCUGCCCUUCGUCAGCCAACUCCCCAGCUUCACCAGACUACGCCGCAGCUUCACCAGCCAACGCCUCUUCCCACUUUUGCGACGCCGCAGAUUUCUCUCCCAGCGCCAAGUAGCGGUCGAGCUAUCCCGAUCGCAGGCUCGAAUGUAUUGAUUCCCUCGCGAGCGACAUCCACUGCAGGAUCUCGAACGCCCCGGGCAGGCAUACCGUUUGAUGGUUACCGUACGCCGCUCGGAGCAAAGUGUACGCCCGGCAGUACACGUCUCGACAUCAGGACGCCCAACAUGGUACCUUCGGCCAGCUACAGAAUCAGACCAGACGAGCCAGAGCAGCCUCCGCGCGUCAAGUCAGCCAUCGAGAUCUUUCUCGAGGACAAUCCGACAGACGCUCAUCCUCGCGAUCCUCGGGUGAAGUUACAGCUCGCGAAGAAGCAGCAGCUCCAGACUGCGUACGAGCAAUGGGAUGAGGGCGACAUGGGCACCCAGUCAUCCGAUCAGCUGAGACAUUUCGUACACGAUCUCAACCUGCUCGUAGCUGAGUCCAAGCAGCUCAUGUCGUCCGAUAGCUUCGUCUACGAGCUCGUCGAGCGUGUCAUCCGUCAGCAUUCUGGAGGCAUUCGCGAAAUCCUCAUGACGCCCUUGCUUGAGAACUUACUCAGGACAACCCAAUCCUAUAUGCUUCGUCGCAGAAGCACAAAGACAGAUCACGACACGGUGGAGGAUGUGCCGAAGGCUGAAAUUGCUUUGCGAUGCUUCAAGGUCUUUGCAGCUGGCAGUUGCGAUCACGCUUUGCUGCUCCGUAUCACUGAGCUCGAGCCUUGGAGCCAAUUGGACGGAAUCUACAAAAAGCUUAUUGCAGACUCUGCAGCAACGAUCGACGAUUCGGCGGAAUCAGUGGAGCUCAGAGAGGCGAUGGAAGAUUUGGGAGAGAUGCUCAAGCCGUACUACCUCGUCAAUCGAUGUCGAAGGUCUCUCGAUGAGGCCGCACAGACAAAAUCGCGAGACCAUGACCCACUGCCGACUGUUCGCGUCAUUCUCGAAGGAGCUAGCCCCAGCCACGCUGUCGCAUCUGCUGUUGCCUACGUGCUCAAUCAAGGGACGUGUCUCGAAGGCAUGCUCGUCGCAGACUCGACUGAAGCUGUAUCAUACACGACUCUGGACAUAUGCUCCCACCUCGCCAGAACUACGCCUGGUUGGGCUUGUCUGAUGCAUGCCGCCAGCAUUGACACAUUGCCUGCCCGCCCAACGGUCGUGACGCCAAAUGCCAAAGUUCUCAAGAGUCUCAGGUCGCUGUGCCUCACACGGAGCGUACCGAGUCGCACGUCCGAGGACGACAUUGCAAUGACUGAUCUGGUCCAAGCUUUGCACUUGCUCUACUAUCAAGUCGCACUGCUACACAACUACGUCCAGUCAAUUUUGGACAGCUCCGCAGAUGACCGAAUCAAUACUGCUCCGAGUACUGCAAUGGAGCUCUCUAGCCGCGCUUCGAUGCUAGCUGAGCCAGCUAUCUAUCCUGCGCUCCUGUCGCAUCGCCGAGUACUGCUCGUGACGACACAUAACCAUGCAAAGCUCAAGCCCAAGGUCAACGGCAAGCUACGAGCAUUCUGGUCGGAGCAGACUGCCGAUCCUGAUAUCUUUGCUACGUUGUGGUGGUCCUGGCAGGGCACUUCUCUCCACCGAACGGUCACCCAGCUCCUCAAACUCAGUAUACCUCCUCCGACUCGGGAAAACACCGAAUCUCACUUCGAGGAGCCUUCCGUAGCAUGUUCGCUAUUAGCAUGCAUUAACCGUGCCAUUUCGCUCCAGGCAGCAGUCUCACCAAAAGCACUUGAGCAACGUCGGUCGUUCGUUGUUUGCAUGAUCAAGUUCAUCCAACAGAUUGGUACUCAUCUCAAAAAUAUCUGCGCCGACAUGGCUACGCUUCUCAUGCAGCACAAUGUCCUCUUCGGUUGUUCGCGCUUCGAACUCUGGGCAGACCUUGUCGGCAGAUGCGCAGAGUAUAUCGCGGAGAUCAGGGAAGAUGUAUAUGUGCCAGAAACGCUGCUCGCCGUCGUCAAUGCGACUGCAGCAGAGCUCGAAUACGCGGCCAACGGCGCUCGAUCGUGUGCAAGAGUCAUGACUGCCACUAGAGCGCGCGUACGGCUGCUACUGAGUCAAUUAGGCGAGCGUACACGAGAUCCUGAGCCGCUUGUCAGAGCUUUGCUCGAUGCGGAUGCUUUGCGACCGAUUACUGCAGUCAGCAGCCUGCUCAGCAUACUGCCCAAUGCGAGCAAACUGGACAGCCGCAAGUGCACGCAAUGGCAGCACGCGCUCCAGCAAGACACUGAAGAACUUGCAAUUACACUUUGCGCAGCAGGAUCGUUGACCCAGACGGGUCGGCGACUAGUGCAAAGCACAUUGUUGGCUGCGUGUACGUUCAGCGUAUCCCUUGUAGACAUCUUCAAGGCCAUCAUCGAGUCAUUGUUCGCAAGUGGUACCACCGAGCCGACCUUCACAGCAAAGACGAGUCUCUUCACGACCUUGAUUGGAGAAUCGAACAUCAAAGUCGCGCUCGAUGCGUUGUGUGAGCAACGCGCAGAAUUCAAGGGCUAUCUAGACAUUAUUCUCGACGCAGAAAGGCGAGGUGUACCACAAGUGCCUGGCAAGCGCACAACCGAUCUCGCACCAAUAGCUGACUGUGAUUCCGCCUGCCAAGAUUACAGCUGCGCCCAGUGCAUGCGCACUUUGAAGCCGAGGCUGGAAAUCUCCUCUGAAACUUCUCAGCGCACUGUGCGCGCAGCGCUGCCGGCCAGUAUGGCUGAUGCGUUGCUCUGGCAGGGUGUGCCGACGCCUGAUGCUGAAGGCAUGUCAUGUGUGCGCUUCGAAGUGCCCGUCAAUGUCAGCAGAAUAGAUCUCUUUGCGGACGAUCCCUCUUCAAAGACUGCACCAGGAACGCUCACAAUUCUGCUACAUGUGCUGCCACAAGCUGCGUCUGGACAACAGAUUGUCGCUCGUCCGGCCUAUUUCGAAUAUGUCAGUAUACCCUACGACCUCACGGCGGGCGCCCAAAUGUUCCCUACCGGCGUACCACCUACGUCUUUUGGCAUCUUGCUCGUCCUUCACGGUACUUGCGUAAAUCUAUCGAUGGCAGUGUACGGUAACAAGCGCCCGCCAACGAGUUCGAAUGCGAGCAAAGCUGCCUUUGACGCCCUCAAACAUUCCACGAAUCUCGUGCCUCUCGGCCAAGCUGAUGCGAGCGCACGACGUUAUGACAUGCGCAACGCAAUGGAGCUUUUGGACAAGUGCCAUGUUCGAGUCAACGUCGAGCUCGAUGGCAUUGAGAGACAAAUCAUGGGGGGACAGAAGGGGCGUGAUACCGUCGCAGCGGAUAGCUCCACGACCAGACAUAUCACAGCUGCGUUGGCGAGCCGAACAACGAUAAACGCUGACCAAGCAGUCGCUGACCUGACAUCAACAAGCGCAGCGAACGGCCGCGCAAGAUCACUGCGUUCAGACGCGAAUACGAGAGACAAAUCCGACAUAGCUGCGAAUGCCAAUCAUACUCACUCACAUCACUCUCUGGCGCCUCCGUCAGCAGCAGACUCUGGCGGUGAGGCAAGCAGCACCAAAAAGCAAGGAUGCACAGAUGCCAUCCGAGGGCUAAACGAUGAGAGUAUUAUCUCCUUCCUACAAGAUUUGACGUAUGCGCUGCCGAUCAAGGGAGAAAUGACAGAGAGCGUCUUGCUAGCGCUUGAGGACGCCUACGAAUAUUGGUCAGAGCGCAUGUAUGCAGAGAUGUCGCCGCAGAAAUUACGCUCCUUUGUUGAGGAUCUUUCGCUCGUUGCAAGUAGAUCGAAGAGACUUGCCAGCGAGCAUCGCUUCGUAUACGAUCUAGCGCAUCAACUUGCGCGCUUUCACGUCGACGGUGUACGAGUAAUGCUUACGACACAUUUACUCGAUGAUCUCAUUGCGCAAGCUGCUUUGGCAAAGGAAAGAAUCGUCGUCGCGAUCAAGCUGCACGAUCUAUUGGCUGCAUGCUCUUCAGAUCAUGCAGCCCUAUUACGCAUGACUGAGCCGCACAAUGCAGAGCUGCUGGAAAGAAUUGAGGCGCGUAUGCCGGCCUCGCCCACGCCGCUCGGGCACCCUCUACGUCACGCUCGAUUGCUCAUUACCUGUCGUGCACGUCUGCGUCGUCUUGUCGACCAGACGGCCGGCGAUCAGACUGUGCUGGCGCUGCGAAGAAUCUUGGGUCAGGCUCGUGCAUCGCCUCACGUUGCUUCGGCUGUCGCUUGCCUUGCUUACGACCUGCCAGUCGUCGAUCGUCUACUAAUGCAAGUCCCAGAACAGCCCUCGCACAAUUGCGCACUGUUGGACGUCUGCAGACUUCUGCUCGAGACUGCGUCUGGAUUGGCCUGCCUGUUUCGGGCAAGUGGGGGGAUCCAUGAUAAGCAGACUGGCGCGCAGCCAUCCUCUAUUGAUGUGGCUACACUGAUCAAACUGCAAGGAAGAUUGCCAGCGUCUAAACGCAUCGCUCGCGAUUUGCUAUCGAUCGACGCUGUAAUCAGUGCUUCGCGCAUGCUGUUUGGACAAUCAAAGGUCCUUAUGCAGUAUGUAGAGCGUGUGGGCGCCCAGCACCCGACAGAUUCACGCAGCAUGCCGCUCGGCGCCAUGGCCCUUCGCAGAGACCCUUGCUUCAUUCUGCCAGCACUCUGCGUGCAUCGUCCAGUUGCUGCGGUCGCAGAUAUGAGCGGUGAUCACUAUAAGUCAGAACAUAACGAGGCAUUCAGAUAUUUCUGGACAAGCCGAUUCCGCAAGCCUGAUGUCUAUGCACGCUUAUGGCGAUUGUGGCACGACACACCGCUCGGCACGCGCUUGCUUCGCAUGAUCCCCACUGCCCUAGCACAGGACUGUAGAGGCAAACCCUUUACAAUCUCGAGAGCUGCUCACGUCUGCCUCACCAAUAUAGAAAUCUUGCGCUUGCCGAUGCCCGCAGACACGGCUUCAUGCGCUACAACUCUGUCAUCUUUGCUCGCCUAUCUCAACGAUCUCAACGAUGCGGAGCUUACUCGUGAACCAUGUGGCGACCUGGAGCAGAACGGGGCUCUUAUGGAAGCCCAGAUCGUGGUCGAGGAGAUGAUGAGAGUGCUUCGCGACAUUGCGUCCGCUCUUUACGAUCUCGAGGACAUAAAGUUCGAGCAAACGAGCAUGGUCGAAAAGAUCCAAAGCUGCGUGCAGAUUGAGAUCUGCGCAGACCUUGUCGGCAGGUGUGCAGAAUACCUAUGCUGGGCGGGCAAGCCUACACAAAACGUUCCGAUCGCGUCUGCCAUCUGCGCAGUCGCAACGCAACUUGACGUGCUGUACCGCGAAGACCACUCAGAUGCUUUGACAAUCACUUCGACAUUCAUGCGAAUACGCGCAAUGCUUGCAUGCUUCGGCAAACGCGUACAAGAACCAGCCAAGAUUGUUCGCACAGUCGUACAAUCAUGCGAGAACCAUCCAGUCUGCUCAUUGACGCUACUUCUUAGCCUGCUACCGGAUCUCACGACAGCAGGGACACUUGAUCCAAAGCGAUCCGCAAGCUGGGCGGCGGCCCUCGAUUCUGCUCUGCCCAAAUUAGUAGGGACUCUGUGUGCUGCUGGCGGCUCCGUGGAUAUUGGCGCUCAGCUCAUUUUGCAAUUCUUCCACAUCUCACACGCGUUGAGCAAAGACUUGCCGGUUGGCAUCAUCGAAGCCAUGCUGGAAAAUUUAUGCGGAUUCGCGAACGAUGAGGACACGUUUCCGAUUCCGAAGAACGUAGCCAACCUUGUGGAGCUAUUCCAAUCAGACGGCAUGCUGCAUGAGGCAUUUGAGGCAGCUUGCGAACGACAAAAGGCCUUCAAAGGUCGGCUCAUCCGUUUCCUCAAGAUCGACAACGAUCACUCCUCGGCAUGGCGACAACGCCGAUCGAUGCUGAUCGAUUCGCUCCAGGACGCUUCCUCGAGUGCACACCGAAAGAGAGCGAGAGGUCAAUCCGACAAUUUUGAGCGAGUCACCAGACCGCAUCUGGCGUUCAGCCAAACGCCUCAGCGGGUCAGCUCAGGAGAAGAAAGCAAGGAGCCAGACGUCACCACGGGCGGCAAGUCCUACCCAGCUUCAUCAUUCCGCGAGCAGAGCGCAAACGCGCCGCCAAGUCGUCCGGCAUCACAGCAUGUGGACGUGUAUCAACGCAGCAAUGUGAGAUCGUGA